CGCGCAGUCAGAGAGAAUGCAUCUUCAGAGCUCUCCCAGUGCGUUUCUCACGCCCUCGUAGAACUUCUCUGUUCCUUACUGACGAAGAGCCAGCAUGACAGAUGCAGGACCUGUCUGCGAUGGAACCGCCGUGGUGGAGAGCGCCAUGGGCAGCGCAUCGGACGGGCGGCGCCGAGUGUACCUGGCGGUGGCGGCCACCUACUUCGGCACCGCUUCUACGGGCCUCGCGUGCGGGUACUCUGCGCCCGCGUUACCGGACAUCCGGCGCACCAUGCACGUCAGCGAAGACGACGCGGCCUGGUUCGGCUCCCUAGUGCUCGCCGGAGGCAUCGUCGGCGGAGUAUUCUCAGGGCAGCUGCUGAGCCUCGUAGGCCGCAGGGGUGCCAUGGUGGUGGCGGCCACGUUGUUCACUGCCGGCUGGCUUUUCCUCGCCUUUGCCAAUUCCACGGCUCUCCUGUUCACCGGCCGCGUGCUCACAGGCGGAGGAAUGGCCGUCGCUUCAGCAGCGUCCGCAGUGUUUGUGGCAGAAGUGGCUCCCACCAGCCUGCGGGGAGCGCUGAACACCGGCUGCAACUUCAUGGUCGCUCUGGGAAUCCUCGUGGGCUACGCCCUUGGCAAGUGGCUCAACUACCAGUGGCUCGCCGCCGCCUGCCUCAUCCCAGCUGUCCUUAGCGGCGUCGCUUUUCUGCUCUACGUCAGAGAGUCGCCACUGUGGCUCCUGCAAAAGGGACGCCGCGAGGAGGCCAUGAAAAGCAUGCAGUUCUACCGGGGCGCGCACUUUGAAAACGAGUUCAAAGCCAUGGAAAGCAGCAUGACCGACGUAUCCGUGGGUCUCAGCCUCGGCGACAUUGCGCAACCUUACGUCUACAAGUCUUUCCUGUGCGCCCUUCUGACUCUAUUCAUGCAACAGGUGUCGGCCAUCAAUAUUCUGCUCUUCUUCGCUCAAGACAUAUUCCAGGAGGCCGGCGUCGCUAUGGCGCCCGACGAUUGCGCCAUCGUCGUGGGCGGAAUCCUCGCGGUGGUCUUCCUGGUCGCCACCCUGCUCGCGGACAAGGCGGGGCUCAAGCUGCUCUUCAUCGUUUCGACCGCACUGUCCGUGGCCAGCCUGGUAGCGCUGGGCCUGUGCUUCCACCUGAAAGAAGUGAACGGCCAAAGUUUUAUCGACGACUACGGCUGGCUUCCCCUGGCUUCCAUCGCACUCUUCUUUAUCGGCUACUCUCUCGGGCUCGGCCCCUUGCCCUUCGUGUUCGUGGGAGAAUUGAUACCGCUGAAGGCCAAGGGCGUGGCAACCGGUGCAUGCGUAGUCCUCUACUACGCGUUCGGCUUCAUCGUAACCAAGACGUAUACAGACUUGGUGCACUUGAUAGGCACUGCAGCCGCAUAUUGGUUCUAUGGCUCACUACUGGCGGUAACGCUCGUUCUCUUUGUAAUAUUUGUGCCUGACACGAAAGGGAAAACCCUCGAUGAAAUCGAACAAAUUUUCGGCAAGAAAGCUGUGCCCCCGCAGUUGUAUAACGUCGAUGAAAUCGUAACGUAUCAUCUCUAAGAGCCUGGAUCAGCAACUUUCUGCUUUACGCAUAUUCUGGACACCAAGCACCAUUCCUGACUAUAUAGUGGCAGGAAAUGGCAGCACUAUUUCCGCUCACAUAGCGACAUUGAAUUCGUACUACUUUAUUACCACAAAUAGAUGACCUGGAAGAUAGCGCGCCUCGGCAGAACUAGUCGGUGGUAACGGCUAUGGUGACGCAAUUUCUUUCUGGUUUAGGUUUGCUGCGCACGUUGAUACCGCGACGUAAUUACAACGGUAUUCGCGUUUUCGUAGGUAUUAUGAAUACGUGGCUUUGUCUACAGACAAGAUCCUAGAACAUAGACCCUGCGGUUCAUCGACGCACAAGGCGCUGUAGGCGCUACUUGCGUUUUAUUGCGAUAAAGUUUAUAUAAACACUAUAGCAUUGUGGACACUAGCAACUAUAUGGACGCACCGCCCCCGUCUGUCACCACCGUGCUUGCUGUUCUGGAUGCGACGGCGCAUGCACGGCGCGCAUGGCCCAGCCCCCGAGUCCGCUCUGUUCUCGUGGCCGAGCCAUAGGCCGAACGUAUACGCGGCCCGCGCGCUGCUUGUUUGAGGCGUAGAGGAAAUGGUUGGAGACCACGUGAUCUGUAGCGGGGCCUAGGCUUCUCUACCAACGCGUGGGGUGAGCAUGCCAGGGCAUACCCAGAAGGCUGGUUGUGCUGGUAGGGGCUGGUGGCUGGACGCGCCCCGUCCUACCGCGCGCACAAUGUUCGAGGUAUAUAAAACGAUCUGCAGAGAUCCCGAGGCUCGGUACACUUGAAACGGUCAACGGAGCAAUAGCAAGGAACGUUCGCUUUGGGAGAAGAACGCGCGUUCCCAGCUGUCGGCACUCCUCGUUACUCCGGCGCUGUGACCGCGAGGGUUCUCGGCAGUGCUGCCAACCUUAUUAAAAUUUCCUUAGAUCUAUUCAUUUUAGGCAGAGUUUAGGGAAAAUAGAGAAAUGUGUCCAAUUCUAGGGACAUUUUGCGCUAAGCCACUGAAACGAUGAAACUGCUGACUUCACGAUGCGUAUUGAUUUCAGUCACCACAAAUUACCAUUGCGUUGUUAGCACGCGAACUAUGUCGUUCGACUGUACAGCAGCGCAUUGAACGCAUCUUGCCCAGUGAAAGACAGGGUGUCGGUGCCCAAGACCCUUUGACCAAGUACUGCUACUGCGCUAUUGCCGUUAGUACCUCUAGCUGGGCUUUCGAUGUAUGUGCAGUUUGAAUUAGAUAUUUAUGUAUAAAUAGCGAAACAAACGUAGGCUGGAUUACCAAACAAAGCAGCGCGGGCAAAUCUGAACGAAAGAAGACACACAUACGAAGACACACUGGUAUGUCCUAGCGCCGAGCACGACAAUGCGGU
Molecule: messenger RNA, 2918 nt
Organism: Dermacentor silvarum
Lineage: Eukaryota; Metazoa; Arthropoda; Arachnida; Ixodida; Ixodidae
Product: facilitated trehalose transporter Tret1
Exons: 3
Coding region: 95-1546 (483 amino acids)
Biological process (GO): transmembrane transport
Cellular component (GO): membrane
Molecular function (GO): transmembrane transporter activity
Source: RefSeq, a predicted model, not a curated record